This is a messenger RNA of Medioppia subpectinata, 1305 nucleotides long. The record is from the annotation of a GenBank genome assembly. NCBI's taxonomy places the organism in Eukaryota, Metazoa, Arthropoda, Arachnida, Sarcoptiformes, Oppiidae.
AUGCAGCUGAAAGAGUUUUCCGGCAAACGCCGGCCAGAGUUUGUGUUGGUCACCGGUGUUGGACUCAUAGUUACCGGUGCGCUAUUGGCCACAAUGUUUCCCACACUGUUGGGUGUAGGACUGGAUAUGAAUUUUAAGCUCACAGAAGGAAAGCAAGAAUUGCCAAUCCCUUUGAUAACCAAAGUAUAUCUGUUUGACAUACAAAACCCUGAGGCAUUUAGCAACGGUGCCGUCCCUGUGGUCAGAGAGAUGGGUCCCUAUGUUUAUAAGUCCGCCAAUUCCGAGAGGGUGAAAUACUACGAGACAAUGAAGUUUGUAUUCGACCCUGAGCUUAGCAACGGCAACCUUGAUGAUAAAAUCACUCUGGUCAAUGUACCUCUACUGCUCGAUCUGAUAUUCUCCAUAAUAAACUCGGCUGUGGAGAAGUUCCCAUUGACAGCCGUGGUGUCGCCCAUCGUGAACAACGUGGUCAACACAUUGCUGGUCACACAUAGGGAACGGUUUAUAGAGACCCGAACUGUGGGCGAAGUGCUGAACGGGCGCCGCAUAUCGCUGUUGGACACCAUAGACAUAGUGGCCAAACCCUUGCGGAUGAUAGGCCUGCCUAUACCCGAGUACGGCAUCUCGGCCUAUAAGCUGCGCGACAAUACCUACGGGUUUCUGGCCAUUAGGAAUAAUAGUAGGUUCGGUCCCUUUGAGACGUUGACCGGUGAGGGUGACCGACAAGAGUUUGAUAGGAUCGCCACUUAUCACGAUAAAAGUCGUCUCGGUAUAUACCGACACGAGUCGUGCGAUGCCCUCAACGGUACGGACGGCGCCUUUUUUGGUACAUUUGUGGACAACAAACGGCCGCUCUAUCUGUUUAACCUUCACGCGUGCCGAUCGUUUCGGUUGGAAUACUCGGGUGACACGACCCAAAACGGUGUGUCCGCCUAUCACUACGAGUUCCCGGACAACCUGUUUGACGGGCCGGCGUCCAGUCCGGACAACUGGUGCUUUUGCCCCAAAGGUGUGGCCAGUCAUCGCUGUCACGGAGUGCUAGACCUGUCCCAGUGUUUGGCCGGCAUCCCCUUUGCCAUGACAUACCCGCACUUUCUCAAUUCACCACGAUUUCUCACCAGUGUUCAAGGGCUGGCACCUGAUCGGCAAAAGCAUCUGGGGUAUUUUGAUAUUGAACCGACAUUGGGCAUAACUCUUAAAGGCAGCGGUCGUUUUCAAAUCAACCUUAAGCUCCGGCCGUUUAAUUUUGUGCCCGGUCUCAACAGCUUUAAACCCACCUUGUUGCCUUAUCUAUGGAUUGACGAG